CAUCUCCAUUUGCAAAACCUCCUUCUACAAUCCCCCGAAGGUUUGAUACUUACGUGUCCUAUCCUGCGUCUUAAUUAACUUUUUGAGAUUGUACUUGGUGGCAUGUUAUCUUUAUCACGGAUAAUACGCCAACACGGCGUCAUUGGAAACCUACUCGCAAAGCCUUCACUUGCUCGCUGCCGUACCUCUUUUCGUGAACCUAGCCGGCCGUGGCUGACGCUUGCUCUUCCAUUCUCUUCUUGUCCCCCGAUUAUUGGUAUUCUGAAAGAACGUCGGCGCAAAUGCAAAGCUGAGUAUAGAGAUAUAGUGGAUCUGCACAAUGAAUUGUGGACCGAAGUGAUUGCGACGGAUGAGCUGAUCGGUUUAGUGACUGAAAAGUACAUGUGGGAGGUAAGCCAUCCAUCUUGGGCAUCCCAGAGGGCAAGGACGACCGUUUCGAAGACCAUGAACGCAACCGAUACUAUACCAGUCGCUUCAGCAAAAACUGUUCCAGUUAUAAGGAAAAAAUUCAAGUUCAGAUACUAUGAAGAUGCCUAUGUUUUUAUGACCCGACUGGGCGUCUACGCCUCGAGGCUGCGGCAUCACCCGCGCAUCAAUAGCUUUUAUAACUCUGUCACUGUUCAGCUGUCAUCGUACAAUGAAGCUUCCGGUAACCGAUUUGUCUCCGUUGGCGAUAUCUUAAUGGCGCUCGCAUCUGAGGAUAUUGCGACAGGAAUCGAGUUGUCUUAUUAUUUGAGACCGGAGGAGACGGACGAAAAUCUGACCCAGGAUCUUGAUUACGAACAAUAUGGAUUAAGCAGAAAAGUGGAGAUCAGUAUUCGCAGCACGUGAGCUUAAUUGAUUUUG
Molecule: messenger RNA, 846 nt
Organism: Myxozyma melibiosi
Lineage: Eukaryota; Fungi; Ascomycota; Lipomycetes; Lipomycetales; Lipomycetaceae
Exons: 2
Coding region: 103-831 (242 amino acids)
Biological process (GO): tetrahydrobiopterin biosynthetic process
Molecular function (GO): 4-alpha-hydroxytetrahydrobiopterin dehydratase activity
Source: RefSeq, a predicted model, not a curated record